AUGAAGCUUCCCCCCGGUCUUUCUGCACCUCCUAACAGUGUGUGCAAACUUGAGCGGUCUCUCUAUGGUCUUAAGCAGGCAAGUCAGCAGUGGAAUCAUAAAUUGUGCUCUGUUUUGAAGGCGUCAGGCUACACGCAAUCGCGAGCUGAUCAUUCUCUAUUCACCAAAGGCAGCUCAACUGCCUUCACUGCCCUUUUGGUGUAUGUUGAUGAUCUUGUUCUAGCUGGAAAUGACAUGAAAGAAAUUGAAAGAGUGAAAGCCCUCUUGGAUGCCAAGUUUAAAAUCAAGGACCUGGGGGUUCUCAAAUACGUCCUUGGGUUUGAAGUUGCAAGGAGUAGCCAAGGCAUCCUUCUCUACCAACGUAAGUAUGCAAUUGAUUUCUUAGAUGAGUUUGGCCUUCUGAAUGCCAAGCCCACCUCCACCCCGAUGAAUUACACUGCUCCCAUGUCAAAGGAUGCCGGUUCACCCUUGUCCGACUUGACUCCCUAUCGUAGGCUCAUAGGGAGCCUGCUUUACUUGACAAAUACUCGUCCAGAUAUUAGCUUCGCUGUCAACAAGCUCAGCCAAUAUCUGGACUGUGCCACGGACAUACAUUUCAAGGCUGGGCUGCACAUUUUGAAGUAUAUCAAAGGCGCUCCAGCAAGAGGAAUUUUGUUCUCCACCGCCUCCGACUUAUACCUAACUGGCUAUUCUGAUUCUGAUUGGGGAACGUGCCCAGACACAAGGCGCUCGGUGUCCGGGUUCUGUUUCUUCUUGGGUUCCUCUAUUGUCUCAUGGAAGAGUCGAAAACAGCUUACGGUGGCAUGUUCUUUUGCAGAGGCAGAAUAUCGUGCAUUGGCGUUGGCGACAUGCGAAGGGAGAUGGCUCACGUACAUUCUCAGAGAUUUGCAAGUCCCUUUACAUAGGCCGAUUACCCUGUUCUGUGAUAAUCAAUCAGCAAUUCAUAUUGCUUCGAACCCAGUUGCCGAUAUUCUCACCAAAAGCUUGGCAUCAGGGCCAUUUGCAAAGAUUCAUUGCAAGCUUGGAAUGCAUGACAUUCAUGUUCCAAGCUUGAGGGAGGCUGAUAGAAGGGAGUCGAGCUCAUAA
Molecule: messenger RNA, 1086 nt
Organism: Arachis stenosperma
Lineage: Eukaryota; Viridiplantae; Streptophyta; Magnoliopsida; Fabales; Fabaceae
Exons: 2
Coding region: 1-1086 (361 amino acids)
Source: RefSeq, a predicted model, not a curated record